Molecule: messenger RNA, 342 nt
Organism: Prunus armeniaca (apricot)
Lineage: Eukaryota; Viridiplantae; Streptophyta; Magnoliopsida; Rosales; Rosaceae
Source: the annotation of a GenBank genome assembly
AUGGGGGUUGAUGAUUUUUUCAUACCUCAUGGAGGUAGCACCACCGACUCCGUCUCAACUAACCAUAGCCGAGUUAAGUGCCCAAGUGGCUCAACUCCUACAAAUACAAACUUCGACCCCACACCCGAUCCUGAAUCAGGAUCCUAUUUUAAUGAUCCCAAAUCCGAUCCUAAAUCAGGAUCCUAUUUUGACUACCCUGACCCCGACUACAACGACGACCCCAACCCCGACUCAGAUGACUACCCCAACCCUAAAUCUAUCUAUGAUUCAGUCCCAGAUCCCGACUUCGACUCUGACUCCAACUCCGACUCAAGCUCAAAUUCCGAUCCAGAUUCCUACUAA